CACACAGAGAGAGAGAGAGAGAGAGAGAGAGAGAGAGAGAGAGAGAGAGGCUUUUUCUUUGUAAAUCCAACCUCUGUCCUUCACUCGUUUUCUGAUUUUCAUCCGGAAUACAAGCUGGAAUUAAACGGACUUUCCUGGAAAUCCAUUAUUAUUAUUAUUGGUGUUUGGAUUUAUAAAGCAAAUGGACUACAUAUCAAGACAACAACUUUUCCAGUAUUUAAAGGAUUACCUUUUUAACAUCAAGGUGCACUGGUGUUGGAUCCAAACUGAGUAAAUACACCUCAUUAAAACCUACUGCUCCAUACAUGUUUUGGCCGUUUAAGACACACCGUCCAUGAUAUGACUGGACCUAGAGGUGACCAUCGCACCUACCAUGAUGGAACCUGGUCUGUCACCUUCCACAGACCCUCUUCACCUCAACACCAGCAACUACGUCAACAAUAACAGCAACAACAGCUGGAGUGGCCUCCUCGACGCCGACUCACUGAGGAGCAAUCACACGCUGACCCUCCAUGGCCGCUUCCACAACGCCCUGCUGGGGGUUUGCCUGGGAUUUCUCUCUCUCCUCACCAUCUUGAUGAACUUGCUCGUCCUCUACGCCGUGAAGAGAGAGAAGAGCCUCCACACCGUCGGGAACCUCUACAUCGUCAGCCUGUCUGUGGCGGAUCUGAUCGUGGGGACCACGGUCAUGCCUCUGAACCUGGUGUAUUUGUUGGAGGACGAAUGGAAGCUGGGACGGGCUGUCUGCCAGUUUUGGCUUAUUAUGGACUACGUGGCGAGCACAGCCUCCAUUUUCAGCUUGUUUAUCCUGUGUUUGGAUCGGUACCGCUCCGUCAGACAGCCGCUCAAGUACCUGAAAUAUCGAACACGGGGAAAAGCCAGCGUGAUGAUUUCUGGAGCCUGGCUGCUGUCAAUGAUGUGGAUUAUUCCAAUUUUAGGAUGGAGGUCUUUCACUCAUGUGGACCUUAAACCCGAGGAGGAGAACAAGUGUGACACGGAUUUCCGCUUUGUCACGUGGUUCAAGGUCAUUACUGCUGUCUUCAACUUCUACGUACCCUCAAUUUUGAUGCUGUGGUUUUACACGCACAUCUACUUGGCAGUGAGGCAACAUCUAAGGGAGAGGGAGAGGAUCAUUCAUCCGACCGACUCAUUUGUGGAAAAUGAGAACGGACAAAAUAACCAAACGCCGGUGAAAAAUUACUCCAAAUCACCCAAGAGGGAAUGUGGCGUUCCAAUGAAACUCACGAAAAAACAACGCUUGUUGGACCAGAACACUCUAGAUCAGCGAUAUUCCCUCGAGGAUCCCUAUAAAUCUAAAACCGCUUCAUCCAGAUCUCACAGGAAAAUUGGUGUAAAGUGCCAGCAGACGUCAUUGCUCGCCAUGACAACAAAACGACUCAGAAUGGCAAAAAAGGUCAAAAGGUGCUCGUUGUCUCCUGAGGAGAAGCAGCCAGACAUUGAGAUUCCCCUGAGUCGACCGUCGGUGCCGCAGGACGUAAUAUGCUCUGAGGGGAACAAUGAAAACAAACUUCAAGCGUCUUUAAAUGAAUGUCAAGUCACGGUGCCAAAGUCAGUGAGCGGCGUCUGUGAUAUCGGUCAGGUUUCAGACGUGCAGAGAUACACCUCUGUUCUCUACAGCGACUACGACCCCAGUCACGCUCUGCCCUGGACUGAGGAAGGGGUCGAAGACGGCAAAUUGGACCCGACUAACGCGAUGACUCUGAGACAGACGUGGCAGAGGUUUAUCGACCAAUCACGUCAGCGUAUCCAAAGCCUGCGGAUCCAUAAAGAGCACAAGGCAGCCAAGCAGUUGGGCUUCAUAAUCGCUGCUUUCUUGUUGUGUUGGAUACCGUACUUCAUAACUUUCAUGGUCAUGGCGUUCUGCAGAGAGUGCGUGCACCAUGACCUUCACAUGUUCACCAUAUGGUUAGGCUACAUCAACUCCACCCUCAACCCUUUUAUAUACCCACUCUGCAAUGGGAACUUCAAACGAGUCUUCAAAAAUAUCCUCAACAUUCGUUUGUGAGGGACAGAGCGAAGACGCAGAACAAAAUCAUAAAUGCUGCUGAUACUCACAGAUAAGGAGGGGACAUCUGUUGCAUCAAUUCAAUGUCUUAAAGGGAUAGUUCGGGUGUUUUGAAGUAGGGUUGUACAGUAUGAGGUACUUAUCCAUAGUAGGUGUAUUACUUAUAGUAGGUGACGGUCGGCACGCCCCCAGCACUGAGAAACAGACACGGGUACUGACACCGGAGCAAAGCAAUGUGCUGCUGUGGACGGGGACUAAAAGAAAGAUUUCUAAAAAAAAUCUGUAUCAGUUUAAGUGUACGUUAUAUUUAGAAUAUUUUCACCACUUUAUCUUGCCGUCAGACAGCC
Sebastes umbrosus (honeycomb rockfish) is the source of this 2373-nucleotide messenger RNA. It is a transcript of the gene hrh1, whose product is annotated as histamine receptor H1. The record is from RefSeq and is a predicted model, not a curated record. Gene Ontology annotation, molecular function: G protein-coupled acetylcholine receptor activity. Gene Ontology annotation, biological process: adenylate cyclase-activating adrenergic receptor signaling pathway. NCBI's taxonomy places the organism in Eukaryota, Metazoa, Chordata, Actinopteri, Perciformes, Sebastidae. Bases 374 to 2026 code for a protein of 550 amino acids. Gene Ontology annotation, cellular component: plasma membrane. The transcript has 2 exons.